Molecule: messenger RNA, 1792 nt
Organism: Hyaena hyaena (striped hyena)
Lineage: Eukaryota; Metazoa; Chordata; Mammalia; Carnivora; Hyaenidae
Gene: SLC66A1
Product: solute carrier family 66 member 1
Exons: 8
Coding region: 41-916 (291 amino acids)
Source: RefSeq, a predicted model, not a curated record
CCAGAAGCCGGAGCCGGGCGGUGGAUCUUGACGCGCAGCCAUGGUCUGGAAGAAACUGGGCUCCGGCAACUUCUCCAGCUGCCCCAACGGCUCCCUCGAGUGGAUAUGGGACGUGUUUGGGGAAUGCGCCCAGGACGGCUGGGAUGAGGCCAGCGUGGGCCUGGGCCUGAUCUCCAUUCUCUGUUUUGCGGCAUCCACUUUCCCCCAGUACAUCAAGGCCUGCAAGACAGGCAACAUGGACCAGGCGCUCUCUCUGUGGUUCCUGCUGGGCUGGAUUGGCGGAGACUCCUGUAACCUCAUCGGCUCCUUCCUCGCCGACCAGCUGCCCCUGCAGACCUACACGGCGAUAUAUUACGUCCUGGCGGACCUGCUGAUGCUGUCGCUGUACUUUCACUACAAAUUUAAGAAACGCCCCUCGCUCUUGUCUACCCCCAUCAAUUGUCUGCUGCUGUUCACCCUGGCAAUGGUGUGUACCUCCCCGCUGCUGAAGGGCGCUGGCCCUGCGACUGCGCCGAGCAAGGUCUUCCGGGGCCGGACGCUCCUGUCCGUGGAGCCAGGCAGUAAGCCCUUCACUCGGCAGGAAAUCAUCGGCUUCGUCAUCGGCUCCAUCUCCAGCGUUCUCUACCUGUUCUCCCGGCUGCCUCAGAUCUGCACGAACUUCCUGAGGAAGUCGACCCAGGGCGUCUCCUAUUCGCUGUUUGCAUUGGUGAUGCUGGGGAACACGCUCUACGGGCUGAGUGUGCUGCUCAAGAACCCCGAGGUGGGUCAGAGUGAGGGCAGCUACCUGCUGCACCACCUGCCCUGGCUCGUGGGCAGCCUGGGCGUGCUGCUGCUGGACACCAUCAUCUCCAUACAGUUCCUGAUGUACAGGAACGCUGCCACCUCGGCAGAGCGCCAGCCCCUGCUCCACAGCUGACAGGGCCCCAGGCCGCACCCCGGACGAACCAGGACCUCCAGAUGCCACACCCAGGAAGGGACAGCUGUGGGCAGACACGGUGCUGCCGACCCUGGACUGGACCGUGGAGGAAGCCCAGGGGGCCUUGACCUCCCCGCCCAGCUGCCUCCCUACCUGCCUCCGAAACCCCUUGGCUGACUCUCCCCGGAGCCCUGACCCACCGACUUCAGGGAGUGGGGAGUGAGAGGGGCGCCAGGGCCAGCCCCCCACCCUCUUGGGACACACGCUAGCGUCUGAGGCCUCUGUCCCUGGGAGCCUCAAGGAGGGCCUGCAGCUGAGACCUCGGCCUCUCAGAAGACAUCAGCUCCCCUCCCUCCAUGUGCCCGCCCCCCGCCCCCACUCCAGAGCGGGACGCAGGUGCAGCCGGGUGCACCUGGGGCCUUCCUCGUGACUCCGAACAGCCUGGAAAUGGUACCUCCCGGCGAGACCUUUUUCUGUCCUCAUUCCCGAGGUGCUGGGGUCUGGGCUGCUCUGGGCGACAGCAGUGGAUGGGGAUCCGGGCCCCAGGCGGGGACCGAAAGGUCGGGGGAUAUGGCAGAGCCGAGCAGGAGCAUCCUGGGGACCUCUGUUUUUCUCACCUGCUUCUCAUGGAGAGAGGACACAGCAGCGAGGAUGACGCUCUGACAGGCUCCCGGCCCCUCUGUGCUCAGGAAGAAGCAGAAAAGUUAAGGUUCAGAUCUUGGUUCUGCAUCUUAAGCUUGUCUGCGCCUCAGUUACCUCAUCUGUGAAAUGGGACGACAUUACUAUUUCGUAUUUCCUUCCAGGAUGGUGUAAUUAAUGGAGGUUAAGUCUGGCAUGUGGUAAGAGAAUAAUAAAGGUUAACUUUGGUAAUUUUCA